Messenger RNA from Columba livia (rock pigeon), 3575 nucleotides. RefSeq names its product NPHS1 adhesion molecule, nephrin (gene NPHS1). The transcript has 27 exons. Bases 639 to 3530 code for a protein of 963 amino acids. NCBI's taxonomy places the organism in Eukaryota, Metazoa, Chordata, Aves, Columbiformes, Columbidae. Gene Ontology annotation, biological process: cell-cell adhesion. Gene Ontology annotation, cellular component: cell-cell junction; plasma membrane. Gene Ontology annotation, molecular function: cell adhesion molecule binding. The record is from RefSeq and is a predicted model, not a curated record.
UGCUGGUGCUGCUGUUCAGGGGGGUCACAGUGGGCGUGGCCACGUGGCCCUUCCUGGAGGAGCCGACCAAUGGGAGCGCGGUGCUGGGCGGGGGGGCGGAGCUUCGCUGCGCCGUGCGGGGGGGCGGGGCCGUGCAGUGGGCGCGGGACGGGCUCCUAUUGGGCCAAUUGCCCGGCCCCGCCCACCCCCGCUACCGAUUGGCUGGAGACCCGAAGAAAGGGCAGCACCACCUGCUGAUCUCGCGCGUGUCCCUGGAUGACGACGCCGAGUUCCAGUGCCAGGUGGGGGAGGGGAACGGAACCGCCCCCCGCGGGUCCCGCCCCGCCCAGCUCACCGUGCUGGUGCCGCCGGGGCCGCCGCAAUUGGCGCUGCCGCCGGGGGCGGAGCUUCCGUGGGUGGGCGGGGCCGAGGUGCACGUGACCUGCCACGCCCCCCCCGCGCGCCCUCCCGCGCAAAUCAGCCUGACGCUGGGGGGGCAGCUGUUGACCGACGUCACCACCCGCGUCCUGGAGACUUCGCACCCCAAACUGGGAUCCAGUGAGGCCACCGCCCGCCUGACCCCCCAGCCGGACGCCCACGGGCAAGAACUCGUUUGCGCGGCCGCUAACGAGGCCGGAGCCGCCCCCACCGAGGCCAGAAUGACCCUGGAGGUGCUGUUUCCCCCCAGCCCCCCCCAGAUCCAGGGGCUGGAGUCCCCCCAGGUGAGGGCGGGGGAGACGCUGCGAUUGGUCUGUGAGAGCCGGGGGGGGAACCCGCCCCCCAGUCUGCACUGGGAGAAGGCCGGGGUCCCCCAGGCGGGUUCGUGGGUGACCGAGGGUCCCCCCCGGGUGACCCGGAGCCGUUUGACCUUGACCGUGACCCCGGGGGACGACGGGGUCACCCUGAGCUGCCACUCGCGCUCCCCGGCCCGGCCUGCGGGGGACAGCGCCAGCGUCACCCUCAGCGUCACCUACCCCCCGGCCGAGGUGACGAUCGUGGGGACGCCGUCGGUGGCCGAGAACGCGACGGUGACGCUGUCGUGCACCAGUGCUCCCAGUAACCCCCCAGUACGGCUGCGCUGGUGGCUGGGGGGGCAGGAGCUGCUGCCCAGUGACACCGCCCGCAUCCCAGCCGAGGGGCGGGGCGUGAUGACGCAAUCGAACGUGACGCUGCGGGGGCGGGGCCGCGACCACGGGCGCCCCCUGGAGUGCGAGGCUGAGAGUGCGGCCGGGGCGGGAACCCGGAGCGCCAGCGUGGUGCUGAGCGUCACCCAUCCCCCCCGGGAGCUGUGGCUGGACGCCCCUCCCCCCAACGCCACGUUCCGCGCGGGAACGCGCGUGCGGCUGCGGUGUCACGCGCGGGGGGGGCACCCCUCCCCCCGCCUCACCUGGAGCAAGGACGGGCGGCCGCUGAAGGAAGGGACCCAGGUGUCCGGGGGGUCGGUGACAUCACGGGAGCUGCUGGUGACAUUGACCCCCGGUGACAACGGCGCCACCUACAGCUGCCAGGCCAGCGGGGGCGGCCCCUCCCCCGCCAGCACCCGCCUGCGCGUCCUCUUCCCCCCGGUGUCGGUGACGAUCUCGUCGUCCCCGCGGGACGUCCGGCCUGGCCACGCCCUCCAGCUCACCUGCCUGGCUGGCCCCGCCCACCCCGGCCCCGCCCUCCGCUGGCUGCGCCAGGGACACCCGGUCCCCGGGCAGCCCCUCCCCUCUGUCCCCGCCCCCUUUGGCGGUGUCACCGUGGGCUCCCGCCUGCGCCUCCUGGUGGCCCUUGGGGACCAUGGCCAGCGCGUCACCUGCGAGGCCACCAGCCCCGCCCUGGGGGUGGCCGUGAGCGCCCAGCACACCCUGAGCCUGCGCCACCCCCCGCAGGUGUCGGGGGGGUCGGUGGUGGCCCGCGAGGGGGGAGGGGCGGAGCUACAGCUGGGCGUGGUCGCCCAUCCCCCCCCCGACAGCUGCCAGUGGAGCCGGAGCGGCCACGCCCUCCAAACUGGCCCCCCCUGGCGGCUCCGCCUGCUCCCUGAUUGGUCGCUGGCCAUCGUCAACGUGACGCGCGGGGACGGCGGCGCCUAUGGGGUGGGGUGUGAGAACAGCGAGGGGAGCGGGCACGGGGUGUUCCACCUCCACGUGCACUACCCCCCGGCCAUCGUGCGCGUCCCCGACCCCGUGGUGGUGACCGAGGGGGAGGGGGCGGAGCUUCAGUGUCACGUGACCGGGAACCCCCUGCCCGAGGACAGCGUGACGUGGGGACGGCUGGUGGGGGAGGGGCGCGAGGGGCUCCCGGGGGGGCUGCUCCCCGAAGGCUCCGCCCCCUUGUGGCGCCUGCGGGUCCCGGGGGCGCGGAGGGACAUGGGGGGACCCUACGAGUGUCACGUGGACACGGGGGUGCCCCCCCCGGCCAGGGCCAUCGCCAGGCUGGUCGUCAGAUAUGGCCCCGAGCUGGAGGCGGAGCCGGGGCUGGGGGCGGGGCCUGUGGGCGUGGUGGUGCCGGCGGGGGCGGAGUCAGCGGAGCUGCGGUGCCGCGCCCAGGGCGUGCCCGGGGUGGACAUCCAAUGGGAGCAGAGGGGCCGUCCCCUGCAGGACAGUAGGUUCCAGCAGCACCAGUGGCGCGAUGGCCCCUGGACCAGUAGCGUCCUGACGGUGGCCAACGUCAGCCAGGAUCGGGCCCGCCUGCGCUCCCAGUGCCUCAACUGGGACCAGUUUGGGUCCCGGCGUCGAUACCAGUAUGGGAACUGGGACCAGUUAGAGGAGCCGGAUUCAAACUGGACUCUCGGCACCUUCGUCUGCGUCGCCCGGAACCAACUGGGAAGCGUCCGGCGCCACCUCCGGCUUCAACUGGGAGAGCCCCCGGACCCCCCCCGCUCCGUGUGGGUGGUGGGCGUGGCCUCCACGGCGGUGGGCGUGGCCUGGAGACCCGGCUGCCACUGGGGGGCACCCCAGAGCUUCCUGGUCAGCGUGAGCGGCCCCGAGGCCCCGCCCCCCGCUCUCCUGGUUUCCGGUUCCGCCCUGACGCUGCGAGGCCUCCGCCCGGCCACGCCCUAUGACGUCAGCGUGCGCGCGCGCAACGAGCGCGGCGAGAGCGCCCCCGUGCGGAUCCGCGUCGUCACUUCCGCGCUGCCCCGUGAUUGGCCGGAGCCGCCCGUGGGGGGGGAGGAGCCAACGUUGCCGCCUGCAGCCUUUGCGGCCCCUCCCGCCCUCCUGGGGGCUCUGGGGGCACUUGGGGGGCUGUUGGUGGGGGGAGGGGCCGCCCUGUGGGGGGCGCUGAGGAGGAGACGGAGGGACCCAGGCGUCCGGGGGGACCCAGGAGUUCGGGAAGGACCCAGGAAUUCGGGAGGGGACCCAGGAGUUCGGGCCAAAGGAGGGGUCACCAAUGAGUACAGCCUGGAGCUGAGCUCAUUGUCCUCGUGGGCGUCACCCGCUGGCCCCUCCCCCCCGUGGGACCCCGCCCUGGGUGACCCCCACCCCUACGAUGACGUCACCGAAUGGGGAGAAUACGAGGAGGUCUCCGCCCCCCCCGCUGUCCCAUUCACCCUCCAGGGGGCGCUGGUGUGACCCCGAGGCCCCGCCCCCCCCCAAUAAACCUGCGUGUUCAUUGGC